Molecule: messenger RNA, 495 nt
Organism: Nomascus leucogenys (northern white-cheeked gibbon)
Lineage: Eukaryota; Metazoa; Chordata; Mammalia; Primates; Hylobatidae
Source: RefSeq, a predicted model, not a curated record
AUGAGGCCUCAGCCAGGAGGAGGUUCGGGAAGAAAGGAAAACACAGGUGGGGAGAGAGAAGGGCGGCCCGAGAGGUACCGCGUCAUUAGUGCUGGUGGGGAGAGGCGGCUCCAGCCCGGCACUGCUGUCCUUCCGAGGCGUGUUUCCUUUUUAUUCGGAGGAAGAGAAGCAGAGGAACACGUCAUGGAGGCGGACCGAGUGGAAGGAGCCAGGGAUGGCGGCAAGCAGAAGGAAGUGUGUUUUGUCCCCAUCCAGGGAAGCUUUUGUUUCCUGAGACUUCCUCGCGCACGUCUGGUGGCUGCCCUGGACGUUCAUGGACUUUUGUUUUCACUCAGAUUUUGUGGUUCACGUGACACAAAGCAUGAGGACGUCACUGGGCGAGAGGGCCAGGUCACCCCACUGCCGAGGGGCACGCCCCAGCUGUGCACCGCUAGAGUGGGCUUGUCCAGUCCUCAAACACAGGGACAGGAUGUGCCCAUCUCAUGUAAGACGUGA